Messenger RNA from Chrysoperla carnea, 3885 nucleotides. RefSeq names its product 2-oxoglutarate dehydrogenase, mitochondrial (gene Nc73EF). The record is from RefSeq and is a predicted model, not a curated record. Gene Ontology annotation, cellular component: oxoglutarate dehydrogenase complex; mitochondrion. NCBI's taxonomy places the organism in Eukaryota, Metazoa, Arthropoda, Insecta, Neuroptera, Chrysopidae. Bases 205 to 3429 code for a protein of 1074 amino acids. The transcript has 12 exons. Gene Ontology annotation, molecular function: oxoglutarate dehydrogenase (succinyl-transferring) activity; thiamine pyrophosphate binding. Gene Ontology annotation, biological process: tricarboxylic acid cycle.
AUUUUUGAAUAGUUUAUAAAUAUAUAUUCUCAAUAUGUUGGCACAAUGUGAAUAUUCAAGAAUCAGUUACUGUGAAGUUCUCGGCGCGUUCACAUCAUAUGAAAUACAGUAACCAAAUUAACACCUAAGAAGUAGUAAACCCUCACAUUAAUUUUAUUAGUUAUCUUCUACAAGUAGACAAAACGUCUUUAAAAACAUAACAAAAUGCACAGAGCAAGGUCGGUAGUACAGUGCAGUACAAGUCUGUGCCCCCAUUUACUUGGGGGCACACGCUUUGCAGCAUGGCUUGUUGCAAAGCCACAAUUAGCAUCAGUUGGACCACCACAGGUAUCGAGUAUUCGUCGAUAUAAUGCGCCCCCACCAACAGCUUCAGAACCUUUUCUCAAUGGAAGUUCAACGUCAUAUGUUGAAGAUAUGUACAAUGCGUGGUUGCAGGAUCCAUCAAGUGUACAUGCGUCUUGGGAUUCAUUCUUCAGACAUUCAGGUUCCGGUUAUCAAGCACCACCAAGUUUAGUGCCAACUCGUGAAAAUGAAAUUCCAAUUUCAGCAUUGGUUCCACAAUUGGCUGGUGCUGGUAUUGCAGCUGGUAGUUCUGUAUCAGAAAAAAUUAUUGAUGAUCAUUUAAAUGUGCAAGCUAUCAUCAGAAGUUAUCAACAACGUGGCCACUUGGUGGCAGAAUUGGACCCGUUGGGAAUCAUGUAUGCUGAUCUUCAUGGAUCGUUCAAGGAUCGUAAGGGGCAUCCUCACGAACGUGUUGUUCGACAAUAUAUGUUAGAGGAUUCGGACAUGGAUCGAAUUUUCAAGUUACCCACAACAACAUUCAUCGGCGGUGAUAAAGAAAAAGCUUUACCUUUACGAGAAAUUUUAAGUCGUUUAGAAACAGCAUACUGCCGUCAUAUUGGUGUUGAGUUCAUGUUUAUUAAUUCAUUGGAACAAUGUAACUGGAUUCGUCAAAAAUUGGAAACACCCGGUAUUAUGGAAAUCAGCAACGAUCAAAAGCGUUUAAUUUUGGCUCGAUUAACUAGAGCCACAGGUUUUGAAGGAUUCUUAGCCCGUAAAUGGUCCAGUGAAAAACGUUUCGGUUUAGAAGGUUGUGAAAUUUUAAUUCCUGCUAUGAAACAGGUUAUUGACAAGAGCACGGAAUUGGGUGUGGAGAGUGUUGUUAUGGGUAUGCCACAUCGUGGACGAUUGAAUGUUUUAGCCAAUGUUUGUAGAAAACCUUUACAUCAACUUUUCACUCAAUUUGCUGGUUUGGAAGCUGCUGAUGAUGGUUCUGGUGAUGUCAAAUAUCAUCUUGGCACAUACAUUGAACGUUUAAAUCGUGUGACAAACAAAAAUAUUCGGUUAGCUGUUGUAGCUAAUCCAUCACAUUUGGAAGCUGUUGAUCCAGUUGUACAAGGCAAAACACGUGCUGAACAAUUUUACCGUGGUGAUGGUGAAGGCAAAAAAGUCAUGUCUAUUCUUUUGCACGGUGACGCUGCAUUUUGUGGCCAAGGUGUUGUUUUUGAAACAAUGCACUUGUCAGACUUACCAGACUAUACAACUCAUGGUACAGUCCACAUUGUUGCUAAUAAUCAAAUUGGUUUCACAACUGAUCCACGGCAUUCAAGAUCAUCACCAUACUGUACUGACGUUGCACGUGUUGUAAACGCUCCCAUCUUUCAUGUUAACGGUGACGAUCCCGAAGCUGUUAUGCAUGUGUGCAACAUCGCUGCUGAAUGGCGUGCCACGUUCCAUAAAGAUGUUGUUAUUGAUAUUGUAUCCUAUCGACGUAAUGGACACAACGAAAUUGAUGAACCGAUGUUCACACAACCGCUGAUGUACAGGCGAAUCAAGGAAACCCCACCAGUCUUGGACAAGUACGCUCAGCAACUUAUCAGUGAAGGGGUCGUUACCGAAGAUGAAGUGAAAGAUGUUCGCGAAAAGUAUGAAAAAAUUUGUGAAGAAGCACACGUAAACGCUCGUAAAGAAACACACAUCAAAUACAAGGAUUGGUUGGAUUCACCAUGGUCUGGUUUCUUUGAAGGCAAAGAUCCAAUGAAAGUAUCACCAACCGGUAUAAAUGAAGAAACUUUAGUACAUAUUGGUAAACGAUUCUCUAGCCCACCACCAAAUGCCGCUGAAUUCGUUAUUCAUCGUGGUAUUGAACGUAUUUUGAAAGCACGUAUGGAUAUGGUUAAUGACCGUGUUAUCGAUUGGGCAUUAGGUGAAGCAAUGGCAUUUGGAUCAUUGCUUAAAGAAGGUAUUCACGUACGUUUAUCUGGUCAAGACGUUGAACGUGGUACAUUCAGUCAUCGGCAUCACGUUUUACACCACCAGAACGUAGACAAAGCUACAUACAAACCACUAUGUAAUUUGUACCCAGAUCAAGCACCAUAUACUGUGUGUAACAGCUCACUUAGUGAGUAUGGUGUACUUGGAUUUGAAUUAGGUUACAGUAUGACGAAUCCCAAUGCUCUCGUUAUUUGGGAAGCUCAGUUUGGUGACUUCAACAAUACUGCGCAAUGUAUUAUUGAUCAAUUCAUCAGUAGUGGUCAAGCAAAAUGGGUACGACAAAGUGGUUUAGUUAUGUUACAGCCACAUGGUCUUGAAGGCAUGGGUCCUGAACAUUCAUCAGCACGUCUUGAACGUUUCUUACAAAUGUCUGCCGACGAUCCAGAUUAUUUCCCACCAGAAAGUGAACAAUUUGCAAUUAGACAAUUACAUGAUAUCAAUUGGAUUGUAGCAAAUUGUACAACACCAGCUAAUUUAUUCCAUAUUUUACGCAGACAAAUUGCACUACCGUUCCGUAAACCAUUAAUUAUUAUGACACCAAAGUCGUUAUUACGACAUCCUGAAGCGAAAAGUUCAUUCGAUGAUAUGAUUGAAGGUACCGAAUUUAAAAGAAUUAUUCCAGACGAAUCUGCUGCUAGUCAGAAUCCCUCAUCGGUGAAAAAAUUAAUAUUCUGUUCAGGAAAAGUGUAUUAUGACUUGAAGAAAGCAAGAGAAGAUCGUAAAUUAGAAAAUGAUAUUGCUAUUACACGGGUUGAACAGAUUUCACCUUUCCCUUAUGACCUCAUUAAAAAAGAAUGUAACAAAUAUCCAAAUGCUCAAUUAUGCUGGACCCAAGAAGAACAUAAAAAUCAAGGUGCAUGGACCUAUGUACAACCUCGUUUCAAGACAGCAUUGAAUGGUGCAAAAGAAGUCAGUCACGAUGAUUCGUCAAACGGUGAUAGUUGGCUUUCAAAAUUAUUUGGGCGUAGUAAAUCAUCUCCGCCACCGCCACCACCAGAACCAACGCCAGAAAACGACAUUAUUGAUGAAUCAAAGCAAAAACCUAGAGUUGUUAGUUAUGCUGGCAGACCCACAGGUGCAAGUCCUGCAACUGGUAGUAAAAUGCAACAUCUUAAAGAAUUAGCCAAUUUACUUGAGGAAUCAAUGUCCUGUUAAAAAUAAAUAAAUCUUUAAAGAAAAUAUCCUUCUUUACACAUAAGCGACGGUUCUUAUUUAUUACAAAAAACAUUUAAAAAGUAUCAAAAAAAAAAUAGUAUUUUUAAUUUAUUAUUUAUUUUACACUUGACCCCCUACUCUUGGGCAAGUUAUACUAAAAAAAUUACAUUAAAAUUCCAUUUAGGGUGAUGAUCUAGGAAAAAGAAUUGACUUUAUAGUAUACUUUCCCUCGUCGGAAGGGUUGAUUAUGGUAUAUUCGUAAACCAAUCGUAUCACACACAUACGGUAUUGCUAAUGUGAUAAUUAUUUUUGUUCGUUAAAUAAACUCCAAUAGUAUCGAUAAUUAAUUUAAAUUUGUUUUAAUUCUUAUGGAACAUCAAAAUUUAAAGACAAAUGCUAAACGACGAGUAGUUCUAUAAGAAUGAUAAAAAUAGAAAAUUUCAAAGAAAUAUGUAU